Messenger RNA from Gigantopelta aegis, 1946 nucleotides. Its product is annotated as D-alanyl-D-alanine-carboxypeptidase/endopeptidase AmpH-like. The transcript is spliced from 4 exons. The coding region runs from base 164 to 1816 and encodes 550 amino acids. Lineage: Eukaryota; Metazoa; Mollusca; Gastropoda; Neomphalida; Peltospiridae. The record is from RefSeq and is a predicted model, not a curated record.
CUACUUCGCCAACACUCGCUCCAUGUCAUAAUAACACCACACUAACAAACACGUCUCGGCUACCCAACACCUGCUGAGGUAACAGGGCCCGGCUCGCGAGGUAGACUAUAUAUUCGUGACGUUAAUCACUUGUUUGAGCAGCCGCGCAGGCACUACUGGCGAAAUGGUGACGUCUGGUAUCUGGAACACUUUCACCGCCUUUUGUUUUCUUGGACUUUUUUGUUUUACGUUCGUCCACUCGGAGUUGGACGCUGCACAGCUGGACUCUGACAUUGCCAGCGUUCUGGGGUGCAAGACAAGCCCAGCGUUAGCGGUGUCGGUGGUGCUGGACGGGAAAGCGGUUUUUUCCAAGGGGUACGGAUACAGCGAUCUCCAAAAGACUAUCCCGACAACGAACAAUACUAUUUUUGGCAUCGCAUCGCUCUCCAAGGCCUUUGCUGCCACUUUGUUGUUGAAGCUGCUUGAUCGGCAUAACAUAUCACUGAACACCCCCGUGGUUGAUGUGCUAGGCAAAGACUUCCGGUUUGAAGAUGACCUGCGCACAAAGUACGCCACUCUAGAGGAUCUGCUAUCUCACAGACUAGGAAUCCCCUCCAACAACAAUAUUCGCCUUGAUACAAAUUUAACUCGAGCAAAUUUACCGAAAAGACUGAGGUAUCUGAAGGCGACCGGAGGAUUCCGAAACAGUUUCUUUUAUAGCAAUUUGAUGUAUGGCGUUAUUACGUACAUUGCCGAACGACUCGGUGGAAAAACAUGGGAGGAACUCGUUAAAGAGGAAAUCUUCACCCCUCUUGGCAUGACGUCAUCAGACUUUACAACAAUAAAAGAUCUGAAGUCACGUGAUGUUGCUAAACCAAUUGCCGUCUAUGGUGAAAACAAUACAUUUCCAGUCAACACUGAAUUUUCAAGACGUUGGGGUUUACUGUGCGGUUCCGGGUGCGUGAUGUCCACUGCGAAUGAUAUGAUAAAAUGGAUGCAUUUCCACCUCACUCGUGGCCUUGACCUUCAGGGACGGCGAAUAAUGGACACCAAGGUCAUGGACCCCAUGUAUAUCCCACGCAAUGCCUUUGCGGGUUCCAGCUACAAAACCUUCGUGCGCCCUCGUCUUCCGGUGACGACCAGCUCUGGUGUGUACGCAAUGGGGUGGAGGCGAGGCUACUAUAGAGGUUAUCCCAUUAUAACCCACACCGGGUCUACAUUCGGAUAUCGAGCCAUAAUGAUCCUCAUCCCGGACAAGAAGUUUGGAGUAUUUAUGGUGGCAACCGGAAAUGACGACGAGUAUUUAUUCCGAGUUUCAUUGGCCAACUACGUCAUAGACGCCACCCUUGGCUUCACCCCGUGGCUUAACGCAUCCACCUUUUGCUCCUUCCCACAGCCCUGGUUUGGGCGAAAAGUGACGAAAUACAAACUUCCCGACAGUUCCACACCGUACAAAAAGAACGUCUCUACAUAUCUGGGAUUCUUCACGAACAAGGCAUUCGGGAAUAUGGAAGUUUACUACAAUGCCUCGUUAGGUCGAGUCGUCAUAAGAUACGGUUACGGCGAGUGGGCUCUGUAUCCCAUAGCAGGUCCUCCGGACUCGUUUUACGGGAAAGGUAUGGGUAUCAUUUCCGUCAAGCAUUGCCACACAUUCGUGUUUAGAUCGGGAAAAGGCGCUGGUGAUCGGACGGUGAAAAUUGAAGCUAUGUGUUUCGAAAUGAAGCUGCCUCCAGUAUUUGUUCGAGAAGGUUCUGUUAACAGUGCAGAUUCAAUGUUAAGCUUCAGAACAAAUACACUGGCCCUGAUAUUCGCUGUUAUUACAGCAUACUACAUUUAGUUCAGAUUCUGGAGCCAAUUUCACAAAACAUCGCUGGGCGGAAUUUACGAAGCCUGUUUAAGCAUUGUAAAUGUAUGUAGUUGCACGCGUGUAAGACAUAAACAGGUGUUUAAGCAUUGUAAAUGUAUGU